This is a messenger RNA of Galleria mellonella (greater wax moth), 7196 nucleotides long. RefSeq names its product transcriptional activator cubitus interruptus (gene ci). Gene Ontology annotation, biological process: regulation of transcription by RNA polymerase II. The coding region runs from base 610 to 5427 and encodes 1605 amino acids. The record is from RefSeq and is a predicted model, not a curated record. Gene Ontology annotation, molecular function: DNA-binding transcription factor activity, RNA polymerase II-specific; RNA polymerase II cis-regulatory region sequence-specific DNA binding. Lineage: Eukaryota; Metazoa; Arthropoda; Insecta; Lepidoptera; Pyralidae. Gene Ontology annotation, cellular component: nucleus. The transcript has 19 exons.
GGUACCGUGCCCGCGACGCACGUCGUUUCAGUUCUCUAACCUUUGUUAUUUUUAAUAAACUCUCGCAUAUAUUUUUUUUAAGUAACCUGGUGACUGUUGACGUUUUGUGUGCAAGUGUGGUGACUGAAUAAUUGAUUAAGAUUUUUUUUUCAUGUGCAUAAAAAGUUUGUUUGACGUAAAAUUGACAAGUGAGCAUGUGUUCUGUGCUGUAUUUAUUAUUAUGCGAAUGGAUUGCUACCGCUUCGAUAUAGUUUGACACAAGAUGACCUGACAAAUCGAGAUAGUGACCUAAAUGCAGGCGAUGUGGAAGGGGCCUAUAAUAUUCUAACGUAACGAAAAUCAAAGAGCGGAAGAAUGAUACAAGUGGUACUUGACAGAACACAAAACUACAUUAGCAGCGAUGCGAAUACUUACGAAUUAUAACAAAAACAUAAUGAUGAAGGAAAAAAUGGAUGAGAUACGUCUCGAGUUGACUUGACGAUAGUUGGUGUUAUUAUUUCAAAAGAAAAACUGAUUAUUACGAAGGAUUUUGUGAUAAUAAAUUGUGAUGUUGUUGAAGAGACAGUGAAAAUAGAACUAAAUAAUGUUAUUGUGCUAGGAAUUUGAAUAAUGCCUGAUAGGGAGUCAGUGGGAGGUCCGGGGACAGCUGGCAGUGGAGGUUUCUUGCCUCUGCAGUUCCCAUCGGCUUUUGCAGCCUUCCAUGCAUCUACAGCUCCUGGUGCAUCAGCUACAGCCAUGCAUCACGCCACUCAUUAUCAUCAUCAUGCGCAGCUAGCCGCGGCGGCGGCGGCAGCGGCCGGCGCAACCACUGAGCUGAGCUACCUCGCCGCCCUCCAUCCCGCAUACCGCCCCGUGCCUUACGACCAUCCACUUUACGGUGCUAAUACUUUAAGAGGUUUAGAGUACUUAAGUGCAGCAAGGAGUCUACAUCCAGAGCUGCAUGCCAGCAGUACCCUCGCCAGUCAAGAUUUUCAAUUAAGUUUAGAUGGUUCAAGAAUAGCCUCUCCCACCCGCUUGAGGUUAUCAGGAGGUGCGAUCGGUGCCUCAGCUAAUCGUAAACGGGCGGUGUCCUGGAGUCCUUACUCGGCCGAGUCCCUCGACUUGGCAGCAGUAAUCCGCGCAUCGCCCGCCAGCUUGGCAGUGAGAGCGCCAUCUGCCGCAUCCACUGGAAGUUAUGGUCACCUUAGUGCUGGAGCGAUAUCACCAGCAUUGUCACUGUCGCACGCGUCGCUUGCACAGCAGUUGCUGGCGAGAGGCGGCGUAGUGGGCAGCAGUGGGGUGCUGGCAGGCGGGGUGUUGCUAGACCCGGCGCACCAGCAAGCUGCGGCUGCGGCAGCACACCACGCUGCGCACGCGCAUCUAGUCGCUGGAAUUCACAGAUCUCACAUAUCAUCUCCAACUCAACUUCUAAUGGGUACACCAGUCGAUGUCAGACCAGGUUUGGGACUAGACGGGACACCGCCACAGCAUAUGCAGCAACCGCCUCAACCAGAAGUGACCAGCAUAAUGGAAGCUGAUAGUGCCUCAAAUAUAAUACAGAGGAAAUCACCACAGAGCCUUAUGAAUAGAGAUAAUCAUCACAGCAAUAAGCCAUUGACAGCAGCAGCAGAAAGCACCGUCCACGAUGGAGUGGACUCCAAAGAUGAACCCGGAGAUUUUAUUGAGACGAACUGUCAUUGGGUGGACUGCAAAUUAGAGUUUCCAACUCAAGAUGACUUGGUGAAACAUAUAAAUACAGAUCACAUUCAUGCUAGCAAAAAGGCCUUCGUCUGUCGCUGGGUUGGCUGUUCCCGUGAUGAAAAGCCAUUUAAAGCCCAAUACAUGUUGGUUGUGCAUAUGAGGAGACAUACGGGAGAAAAACCCCAUAAGUGCACUUUCGAAGGAUGUUGCAAAGCGUAUUCACGUCUGGAAAACCUAAAAACCCACCUUCGGAGUCACACAGGAGAAAAGCCAUAUACAUGCGAGUAUCCUGGUUGUGCGAAAGCCUUCUCUAACGCCAGCGAUAGGGCGAAACAUCAAAACAGGACACAUAGUAAUGAGAAACCAUACGUGUGCAAAGCACCAGGUUGUACGAAGAGGUACACUGACCCAUCAUCGCUUCGGAAACACGUGAAAACCGUUCAUGGUGCUGAAUUCUACGCCAGUAAGAAACAUAAAGGUUGUAGCCGAGGAGAUGACUCUGCAGAAUCAGGAGGUGGAGGAGCGGGUUCUUCUCCACGUUCAGAAGAAGGUGGAGUGGCUGUUGGUGUUAGAGGCCACACAUCCUCAGCAUCAGUCAAGAGCGAAAGUCCAGCAUCACCACUGCCUCUUGGCUUACAUACUCCUGCGCAUCAGUUGUCUGCCCAGUGUGGUGGGGAGCUGGACUUCGGUGGUGCUGGUCUCGGUGGGUUCAGUGACGAGAAUGGUGCUCCAUACUUUAGGUUAGACGGAGAGGUGGAACAAGAAGUGGUGGGUGAAGUUGGUCAGUUACCACUGAUGCUUCGCGCUAUGGUCGCCAUUGGUGAACCCCGAGCUCACCAUCACACACCACGAUUCGGUAACAACAAAAUGGGAGUUGGAAGGCUGAUGCCUCCUGGACAUGGCGCUGAUAUUGGUGGAGGCGGCAUCCCAGGACGUACGGAACUGGGUAAUACAGCUGUAACUGUAGAACUAAAAACGGGCGCUCCCAACACCAGGCGAGACUCUGGCAUAUCUUCUGGAAGUAGUCUCUAUAGUGCAAGGUCAUCAGAUAUAUCCCGUAAGAGCAGCCAAGCGUCAGUCGUGUCUGGGGCGGUGGCUACAACAGCGGGCGUAGUCACGGCGCAACGACUAGUUACGCAGCAAACCGCGGUUUAUGAUCAAUUAUCACCUGAUAGCAGUCGAAGAUCUAGUCAAGUAUCUUGCGUGGGUUACGCUCCACCGCCAUCCUCGGCUCUCGCUGCUGUUCAAGCUGUCAGAACGUCUCAAGGAAAUCAGGCGGUCCUCCUCCGAGGAGUAACAUGCUCGGAAGUGAGAGCUGAAGAAUUGGCGUUGGAGCUGGAUCCAAAUGUUCAGGUCAAGGAGGAAGCGAGACGCCUCUCUGAACAGUCCAAUCUGAGUGACCAAACCCAAGCGUAUCAGGCGUACCCGUGUGGUACUGAUGAUGUGGGCGAUGCUCCAUUCGCAUUCAAAACAGAAAAUGAUCACGACGCUGUGACGUACAAGGAGUCUCGUUCAAACUCCACGAAUACUGUGGUAAUCACCACUGCCCAGGUCCAUCAUCCCAAUCAAGAAGUCAACCUGGAACAGGUCGCAGAAGGAGAAAUGGUGGAAAAUAAGCUGGUAAUACCAGAUGAAAUGAUGCAAUAUCUUAACCAAUCAAUAUUGGGAACCGAAUCGGUAGUACCAGCAAAAACUGAAUCCACCAAUCCACCUGAUCCAGAAGUGACCAAUAAAGACAAUAAUAUUGCAACCAAAGACAAUACAAGCAGUGAAAUACAAAACACAAACAAUUCCAGUGAUAAAAUCAGUGAAGUAGCGACUAGUGACGAUUCUCUACUCAAAAACUUAGGUGCCAUAGGAAGUGAUCUCAAUAUAAGUGAUAUUCCAGUCGAUUUAAGAUCAUUAGACGUUAGCAUGUCGGGUAAUAGUGGCUCUCUUUUAGUUACUAAAUCACCAGAUGACAAAAAUCCUCUCCAAGAACAAGUUAUUCCUGAAAUUAGCACAGAGAAAUGUGAACAAGACUAUUCACAACCAGCAAAUAGUAUUGCUACAAAUAAUCCAUUACAGUCAUUACAGACGAUGGCGGCAAAUCAGACGGAACACUCCAGGAUGAGAGUAAAUACUUUACCUCAAAAGCAAAAUCAAAUGAGUCCAAAAGCAAAGGGUUCCCAAAACCCAAGCCCACAAAGUAUGCCACAUAACAUGAUGAGUCCGCAAAGUUUACCGCACAUGGCAAUGAGUCCAAGAAGUGUAUUGAGUCCCCAUAAUAUGUCUCAUAGUGUAAUGAGUCCGCCGAGCGUGUAUAACGUGAUGAGUCCACAAAGUGUCAUGAGUGUCAUGUCACCCCAACAUAACGCAAUGAGCCCGCAAAGUAUGCAGAGCCUGAUGAGUCCGCAAAUGCCACAAAUGAUGAUGAGUCCUCGUCAUAACAAUGUUGGUAGUCCAAUGUCUCAAAAUAUGGCAAGCCCUAUGAUGAAUAUGGCAAGUCCUAUGGCUCAAAAUAUAGCCAGCCCUAUGAGUCAUGGUAUGCCAAGUCCGAUGCAUCCUGGCCUUCAAAGUCCCAUGGCUCAAGGCGCAGUAAAUCCAAUGGCACAAAAUAUUCCAAACAUGGCAAUGAAUGCACCGACACCGACACAAAAUCAAAAUAUGGUUAUAAAUAUGAAUAUGAAUGGAGCAACUCAAAUGCAACCUGUGCCUCCAAAUUAUAUAAAAAAUUCACAUCAAAAUUGUAAUCCCAAAGUAGCAAAUAGAAAUAAUGUCCCUACUCAAUAUCAGAAUCAAACUUAUAAUCAAAUGCCACCGUUUGCAAUGCAGAAUCAGCAAAAUGUCAACUUAAGAAAUCAAAAUAUGCAGCAGUAUCCAAUGAUGCAGCAAUACAAUCAAAAUCAAAUGCCUGUUUUACACCAAAUGCCUCCAAAUCAGCAGAAUAUGGUCUACAAUAACAAUCAGAUGGUAAAUUAUUCACAAUCAAUUAAUUAUCAGAGCCAAAGCAAUCAGAUACAUCCGUUGCAGAUGUCAAGAUCGUCAGUAAUGAGUGUGGACAAUAGUGGGAACAUGAGCAGGGGGGCGAUAAAUAACUAUUGUGAUCAACAGAGUCAAAUGCAAAAUGUUCAAUACAGUCAAAAUAUGCAGUACCCUCAACCACCGCCUUAUAAUUCUGUUGUAAAUCCAGGUGUAAAUGCGCCUAAUGUCAUGGGUCCACCACCACCAAAGAAUAAUCAUCAGUAUAACCAAGCAAUGAUGAACAAUAACCAGUAUUAUAACCAUCAGAGACCAUACAAUCAAUGGGACUAUCCCGGUAAUCAAUUUAACAAACACAACAUGCAGAAGUCUGUUCAGAAUUCUGUAAAUAUGUCCACGGGAAGUCAGAAGCCAAAUUGUGUUACUAGGGCAUCUUCAAAUUGUAAUCAGAUGAUGAAAAAUGGUGAUCAGCAAACAGAUUGUAGUAUGAAUAGUUUGAGAAGUGGGAAUAACCAGCAAGCAAGCGAUGUUCAGGUUUGGGAUAUAUCUCAGUCGCAGAUAGAAGCAACGAAUGGUAGGAAGAAGAAUCAAAAUAGUAGCAUGCGCCAAGAAACCUAUCAGAGGACGCUAGAAUACGUGGAGAAUUGCGAAAAUUGGAAGAGUUCUGAAAUGGUGUCGAGCAGCACUCACCCCCCACAGGGCGGUGACAACAUGGUUGUGAAUGAUCUCCAGACGUCACUAUCUUCGUUUUAUGAAGAAAAUCAGUACCUCCAGAUGAUUCAGUAGGUUAAUUGUAAAAUAUAUUCUAAAACUUCGCUGAGUUACGCGAAAUUAUAUACAUUUGUACAUCAUUGAAAGCUCUUGAUAAUUUAAUAUAAAUAAAUAGUAUAUUUAGCUAAAUACUGGGCAAUAUUUUGAUACUAGCUUUUACCCUUGACUUUGUCUGCGUGACCAAGAUAUAUUCACCAAUCAAAUAUGAACCUAUAUUCUACAAUCCCAUAUAGCAUGUUUAUAUCCAAUUUCAUAGAGAUUGAUUAAGCCGUCAAGGCGCCAAUGUCUAACAAAUGAUCAAACAAAGUCACUUUUACGUUUAUAAUAUUAUUUAAAACUCUAUUAGAGUUAAGCUGGCCUUUGUACAUUUUUUUGUACAUUCCUCUGUCAUAUUUUUAUAAAUAACUGGUGUGUACAAUAAAGAAUUGAAUAAAUAAAUAAAUAAAAUAUUAAAUCUCUAUACUAUCAAUUCUGUCUGUUCCCUAACAAUUUAAUAUUUAAUAAUUUGCUGUCUUUGCCGUAUCUAUAUCGGGAAUAUCAUCGGUCCUUUUCACUUUUACUCAGGGAACUGAGUAAAAAUUAUUACAAUUUUUUUAUUAUUAGUAAACAUCGUAUAUAUAAGAUGAAAUCUAAAUUAAUGUUUUGUCAGUGCAACUAAACAUUUUAUCAUUAUACAUAUUAUAUUUUAACGCCCUUCCAAUUUUUUUUUACAUCAAUAUUUGUGACCACAGACAGACGUAAUCCUCUAUGUUUGUGAGGAAACGUCUUCAGAAACGGUCAAGUCAGAGGAGUAUAAUUCUUGGUAUAUUUAUAUUUCUUGGAAAGCAGGAAAGCAGGAAUAUUUAUAUUUCUUGGUCGAAACCCUGUAAACACUUUUACUCAUUCAAUUUUACUCUUUGCAUUUUGGAGGGGCGUGCCAUGUUAUUGUGGACAAUUUAUAAUUAUUUCGAUUUAACCUGUAUAAUCUAAAGGAAAUUGCUUGUUUGACGUUGUCCUACUUGGUGGUAGAAAGUAAAGGUUGUUAAACUGUUUUGGAGACUGAUUAUUUAUAAAUUUAUAAUAAUGUUAGUUCAAUACAAUUUAUAAGUACACACAGUACAAGAUCAUUGUUUUUAAUAAAAGACACUUGCGUAUUGAAUAAUCAUGUAAAUAUUGUAACUGUUUCGCCGUCUUCCACGAUAAUGAAUUUUUUACUGUUAAGCAUUUAUAUAUAAAAUUAUUUAAGUAUAUCACUUAAGUGCCUUAUGUACAUAGUGUACAAAAUUAACAAGGAUUUCUAUCUACAAGGGAGUUUAAUAUGUGCCUCUACGAAUUGUUAAGACUAAAAUGUGUUUUAUGCCUUUAAAUUAGAGAUGAUAUUGUCUAUUUAGCGUGUAACCUCUGAGAUUAUUAGAUAAAAUAAAUAAAAAUUGUACAAAUACUUAGUGAACAUUUUUCUAGCAUUUUUACAGUGUUGUUGAAUUAGAAUUAGCUAUACUUAAUUUUAUAUUAAAAUCUUAGCUUGUAAUAUAAAUUAUAAAGCAAUAUAAAACAUCCGUACUGUUUGUAAGACAUCGAAUCUCCUAGUUUAGAGUUUUAUGAGAUUAUUAGAGUUAAGUAUUUGUUAAUUAAUUUUUAUUUAAAUACAUAAAUGAAUGAUCAACGCACAAAAUAAUUGUAAUAGAUUGAAGUUAUAAGUGUAUUUUGUAAUAAAUUAUUGUUUUUGUAAUGUUGUAAAGAAACAAUCUAGUACAUCUCUGACAAUAUUUUAAUGAAAUUAUUAAAUAAAAUUUCUUAUUAAAGAA